This is a messenger RNA of Ceratosolen solmsi marchali, 2429 nucleotides long. It is a transcript of the gene Chpf, whose product is annotated as Chondroitin polymerizing factor. Gene Ontology annotation, molecular function: glucuronosyl-N-acetylgalactosaminyl-proteoglycan 4-beta-N-acetylgalactosaminyltransferase activity. Gene Ontology annotation, cellular component: Golgi cisterna membrane. The record is from RefSeq and is a predicted model, not a curated record. The transcript is spliced from 6 exons. The coding region runs from base 72 to 2375 and encodes 767 amino acids. NCBI's taxonomy places the organism in Eukaryota, Metazoa, Arthropoda, Insecta, Hymenoptera, Agaonidae.
GUAAAUAUUUGUAAUUUGUGAAAACGAAUUCUUUAUAUAAUAAAAACUAUUUAAAAGUUAGCACCAUAAAGAUGAGUCCUAUUAUCAACAUUUUAUUUGCACAUUGUCGAAGCAAUCUUUAUUUGAUUAUUGGAAUCUGUGUAGGACUUAGUAUAAGUUUACUAUUUGCUCCCAUUGAAAUUAAUGACUAUCAAGACUUAGAAGAUUCUCUGCCAUAUUCUAUAAGUAACAACGAAGUAAUCGAUGAAUACGAGCCAAAAAUAAACGUUGAGGCUAAGCCACAGAAAGCCAAGAAGAUUCCCAAAGUAUUUGUUCGUCCUAGAUAUUAUUCAACAGAACUUGGCAUUCGUGACAAGAUAUUUGUUGGUAUAUUAACAAGCCCAGAGUACCUGCAUAGUCGAGCAAUCGCUUCAAAUAAAACUAUAUCACAUUUAGUUGAUAAAGUGCGAUAUUUCAUUUCCAUACCAGAAGGAACAAAACCAAAUGUAUCGUUGCCAGGCAUUGUCGGUUUUACAGAUACCAGAAGUAUUUUACAACCAUUUCAUGCACUAAAGUAUAUAAUUGACAAUUAUUUAGAGGAUUAUGAUUUUUACUUCUUAAUUAAAGAUACUAGUUAUAUUAAUGCAAGAAGAUUAAUUGACAUAGCUAAUAAAAUUAGUGUAAGCCAAGAUGUUCAUCUUGGAAUGAUUAGUGAGGAUGAUAAGUAUUGCUCGUUAGAUGGUGGUAUAUUAUUAAGUAAUUCUAUAAUCAGAAAUUUGAAAAAUAAUUUAGAUUGGUGCGUUAAGAUCACAUUUUCAUCUUCCGAUGAUGUUAAUUUUGGACGAUGCAUAAUGCACUCUACGUCAAUUCCAUGUUCGAAUAAUGUUCAAGAAGAACUGUUUUUAUCGAUAAAGUUAAAUGUAACUUUUAAUUAUGAAAAUAAUUUUAGAGAGCUCUCUUUACAAGAAGAUUUUCAGAACUCUGCGACUGUGUAUCCUAUAUACGAUCAUUCAGUCAUUUAUAAAAUGAAUACAUAUUUUGCAGAGGUUGAAUUGGUAAAGGUUCAAAAGGAAAUUGAAUAUAUUCGCGAGGAAAUAAGAAAGACUUCGAAUUUUACCCCCAAAAACCAAAAGGACUUAAGCUGGCCCAUCGGUAGCCAACCAGGAAAUAAAGCAUUGAAUCGUUUUGACAUUUUAAGAUGGACUUAUUUCAAUAUGACUCAUGUUUUCUUUUAUAAUGAUUUCGACACUAUAAAAGAAUUAGAUAGUAAUCAAAAGGAAGAUGUCGAUUACAUUGUAAAUGCAACGAUAGAAAGAGUUAUAAAAAAGUCUGAUAGAACAUUAAAAUUUAAGAAACUGCAUAAUGGUUAUUGGAAAUAUGAUUCAUCCAGAGGAGUUGAUUAUCUGCUCGAUCUUAGUUUUGUUACUGAUUCAGGAAUAGAAAUCAACAAGAGGAUAGAAGUUUGCAAGCCUUUGGGAAAAGUUGAAAUAUUACCCGUUCCAUAUGUUACAGAAAAUUCACGAAUAAACAUGAUCGUAACAGUUGACUUACAAAAGAAGGAAGAAGUUCUAAAAUUUCUAGCGCAUUAUGCUGAUACAUGCAUGGAUAAAAAGGACAAAAUUUUACUCACAAUAGUUUUCUUAUACAAUCCUGGCUAUGCAUCGAAAGGAGAUGACGAUAUUUAUUAUGAAAUUAAGCAGAGAGCAUUGUUUUUGACUGAAAAAUAUAAGAAAGAUCAAUUAAAAGUAACUUGGCUCUCAAUUCGGCUGCCCACUAUUUCCAGUCUGAUAGAGAUAGAACCGCUAUUUAAACUUGCUAUUGCAGAUUUGUAUGUUAAAAAGUUUUCUUCCGAUAAUUUGAUACUAUUCGCAGAUACUAGAAUGGAAAUAAAAUCCGAAUAUUUAAAUAGAGUACGCAUGAACACUAUUAGCCAAUGGCAAGUUUUUAGUCCAAUUCCAUUUAUACAAUAUCAUCCAGAUAUAAUUUAUUACGAUGAGAAAACUAAACACGUUGAUUUUGAUAUUAUUCAUAGUCACGGGCGUUAUGAUGAAUAUAAUUACGAUUCUGUAUCUUUUUAUGUAAAAGAUUACAUGACAGUGCGAAAAUCUAUAGAAAAUCAAGUACCUCUAGUACGAACUGACAAAGAUAUCGCUAAUAUAUUAAAAUUAUCAAAAACUAUAUCUAUUGGCUCAAUUUUCGAAAUGUUCGUUGUCUUCAGCAAUUUAAAUCCAUUCCGUGCUGUUGAACCAGCCUUAAAGCUUCGAUACAGAAAAAUUGAUUGUAUUGGCACAAGGAAUAACAUUACUCUUAGUACAUGCUUAAAGCAAAGAAAUCUUCAACUGGGAAAUCGUGGUCAACUAACAAGACUGAUAUUGGACUAUAAAGAACAUCAUUAAUCAAAAAUAUAUCCUUGAUUUUUAUAUUAUAUAAAAAGAACCAAAUUAUAUUGU